Molecule: messenger RNA, 597 nt
Organism: Anisakis simplex (herring worm)
Lineage: Eukaryota; Metazoa; Nematoda; Chromadorea; Rhabditida; Anisakidae
Source: the annotation of a GenBank genome assembly
AGUGACGGUCAUUGCAUAGUCAAUGAUGAUAAAAUCUAUGCGAUCGGUGGGUUCGACGGGACGAGUUGUCAUUCGACGGUUGAGGAAUAUGAUGCUGGAUGCGAUAAGUGGAUCACGUUGAAACAAAAUAUGAGGAGUCGGCGCUCCGGAGUUCGAGCAGCAGUUGUGGAAGGGGCACUUUGUGUAUGUGGUGGUUUCGACGGAUCAGUUCGGUUGAACUCAUGUGAAUUUAUUGAUUUACGAGAAGGACAUUGGCAUUCUUUGCGACCAAUGAGCAAUCCGAGAUCGAAUUUUGGUAUCGAAACACUGAAUGAUCAAAUUGUCGUAGCUGGAGGGUAUGCGGGUGCAGUUGGUACCAUCUCCGAGGUGGAACAGUUCGACUUUAGAGCAGAUGCGUGGCUGCCUCUGCCUUCGAUGAGCAUGCGACGAUCGGCUGUUUACUUGACCAGAAUUGAUAGCCAUCCUAUUAUUGAGAAACUUGUUAGACCGAGUGGUAAUAAUACCAACAACAAUAUGAUUAGCAAUGUUAAUAUGAUGAAUAAUAACCACGAUAACAAUAAUAACAACAACGAAAAUAAUAUUGACGAGAUUGAUUAA